AUGGAGUUGAAUGGAGAAAGCAGAAAGAGAAAAAGACUAACAGCUGGUGAUAAGGUAGUUAUUGCACAAUACUAUCUGGAUCAUCAAAAUGAAGGUCUUUCAUAUGAAGAUAUAGCCUACAAGUUCAAUGUAUCAAAGUCAAGUGUUGGCGAAUGGGUAAAAGACAUUCAUCAAUUGAAAAGGGGAGAUCAAGGUUUAGAGAAAAGAAAGCCUAUGCAUAUUAUUAGCUCUCAUAAUUUUUUAAUGCCUUUGCGUUUAAAUGAAUUCUAUCUGACUCUCCCAAUCUUUAUUUUGUAA
Messenger RNA from Blepharisma stoltei, 297 nucleotides. The record is from the annotation of a GenBank genome assembly. Lineage: Eukaryota; Ciliophora; Heterotrichea; Heterotrichida; Blepharismidae.